Molecule: messenger RNA, 5507 nt
Organism: Nymphaea colorata (pocket water lily)
Lineage: Eukaryota; Viridiplantae; Streptophyta; Magnoliopsida; Nymphaeales; Nymphaeaceae
Biological process (GO): negative regulation of RNA catabolic process; RNA processing; regulatory ncRNA-mediated post-transcriptional gene silencing
Cellular component (GO): catalytic step 2 spliceosome
Molecular function (GO): protein binding
Source: RefSeq, a predicted model, not a curated record
UCGAACGAUUGUCUCUUCGGAGACAUCCGAUAAAAUUGGAACGAUACAGAGAAGAUUAGCAUGGCCCCUGCGCAAGGAUGACACGCACAAAUCGAGAAAUGGUCCAAAUUUUUUUUCCUUUCUCGCGGUUGUCUUCCUGGAUUCUGUGAUGAAGCUUUCAUAAGCUACGUUUUGCCGCCUUUGGGAAUGAAAGGGGAUGGGGCGCGAAGGAGAUGAAGAAGCAGAAGGGAAGGUGGAAGGCGAGGGGACGACGUCGUUGUUCCCGCUUGCUUCUGUCUUCCCCGUCUCCGGCGAUCGAUCGUCCUCGGGUGAUAGCAAGCCUCAGUGGCUCUACAACCCGAGCUUCUCUUUUGACGUUUCCAAGAUACAUGACUCCGUCGGCGCCGUCGCUUACGAGCCAGGGCCAGGAAGCGACGAGGAGAAGCGUGUCGAGGUUCGCGAGCGUCCUUCCUAUGAUAUCUUGGAGUCUCCGUCCUCGUCUGAAGCCGAGUAUAGGGAGAGGCGGAGGAGGAAGAAGGGCAAGAAACGCAGAAGAUCGCAUGAAGGGGUUAAAGAUGUAACAAGGAAAUCCAAGGUUCAGGCGUGGGCGGGUUUGGGCGGGAAGCAGGACAAGGAUUAUUACUUCGAUGUCCGUGGCGACCGAGACAAUCUCGCUUUCGGAUGCCUUUAUAGAAUGGAUAUUGCACGGUUCAGGCGUCAUGAACUCUUAAAUUGGUCUGAUCGUGUUGUACCUUCAAAGUCUUUUAGAUGGGAUUUAUCAUUGUACUCAGAAGGAGAUGCUAAUGGCAUGGACAACAAGGCAAAAUUUGAAGGACGUUAUUAUUCUAUAAAAUAUGCUGCCUUGGAAAGACAUAAACAAUUGAAACACAUACUUUUUUUGCGGCAAAAGAGAUCCUACAUAAAUCCUGAGGAGUUCAUCCCUCUGACUGAUGUGUCAACUAGUGAUACAAGUAUCAUUGGAAUGAAAUUGGGCCCAGAAGUCCAGGAAUCCUGGGAGGAUCAGGUGAUACGUAAAACAAAGGAAUUCAACAAACUGACUAGGGAUUUCCCACAUGAUGAGAAGGCAUGGAUAGCUUUUGCAGAGUACCAGGACAAGAUUGCUAAUAUGCAAUCAACAAAAGGGGCUCGCAUCCAAGCACUUGAAAAGAAAAUUAGUAUUCUCGAAAAAGCGGCACAGCUGAAUCCAGAUAAUGAAGAACUAUUACUUUAUCUCAUGAAGGCCUAUGGAAGUCGCGAUGGUGGUUCAGUCCUUGUUGAACGAUGGGAAAAAAUACUUAUGCAGCAUCCAGGUAGCUGCAAGCUGUGGAAAGAGUUUCUGUGUUCCUGUCAAAGUGAAUUUUCAAGAUUUAAAACUUCUGAGAUGAGGAAAAUGUAUGCUCAUGCUAUCCGGGCUCUAUCUGCUACAUCUAUGAAGCUGUGUAGGCAGGCCCAUCAAGUUGGUAAGGUUCCCAACAGUGUUACUGAACUUGUUCAAAUUGAGCAAGGGCUUGUUGACAUAUUUGUGAAUCUAUGUCGAUUUGAGUGGCAAACUGGCCAUCAAGAGUUGGCAACAGGAUUAUUUCAAGCUGAAGUAGAUUACAGUUUAUUUUGUCCUUCUCUGCUUCUGAGUGAGCAGACUAAGCUGCGACUGUUUGAGCACUUUUGGAAUGGUGAUGGUGCAAGGCUAGGCGAAGAUGGGGCAGUUGGAUGGGAAUGGGUGGAGAAGGAGGAGGAGAACAGGCAGAAAGCGGCAAUGUUGGAAGAAUCCAUUCAGGAAUCUGAACAAGGUGGAUGGACUGGCUGGUCAGAACCAAAAAUGAAGAAAUCAGAGAUUAGUGAAAGCCCACAUGAGGUGCUUGAAAAUGCACCAGAUGAUGAUAAUGAUGCUGUUCAGGAUCCUGAUUCAGAUGAUGUGCCACAAGAUGAAGAAGAUCUAUCAGCAUUGCUGGAAAAAGUUGGUAUAGACAUUAAAACUGAAGCAGACACAGAUGUCACAGAUGUCACUAUCUGGAAAAAAUGGUCAGAGGAGGAGGCUUUGCGAGAUGCUGAGCAAUGGAUGCCUUUACGUGAAAAUGCGGAAACGAAUGGUGAAGAACAACUUUCAAGGGUCAUUGCAUUUGAAGAUGUUGGGGAAUAUCUUUUCUCUCUGGUUUCUGAUGAUGCUCGUCUAAGUUUAAUAUUUCGGCUCGUUGAUUUCUUUGAUGGACCAAUUGCACUUUGGACUUCUACUAAUAGUCCUACUUGGAUGGAAAAAAUUCGCAGCUUCGAAAUGCUUCCUAAAUCUACUCUGAAGGAAUUGUGGGAUGUCCACGACCUCAUGGAUCAUAACAAGGGAAACUGCAGUAAUUUAUAUUUGGAGUGCCUUUUUGACAGCACAAAAGAUGCAAGUAAAAGAUCUGGUGUUAUGAAAUUUCUUCAGAAUGCAAUGUUGCUUCUCCUGAAAAUGUUUCCUCGUAAUCAUAUCUUGGAAGAAGUAGCUUUAAAAUCCAAUGUGCUAUUUGAAACAAGAACAACUCCGUCAGUUAAUGUAAUAACACCUUGUCGUGGUUUAGCAAAAUCUCUAUUGAAGAAUGAUCGCCAGGAUUUAUUGCUGUGUGGAGUUUAUGCACGAUGUGAGGCUGCUUUUGGAUGUAACGAUAUUGCAAGAAAGGUGUUUGAUAUGGCACUUUCUUCUAUUGAUGGACUUCCAUUGGAUCUUCAGGUGAAUGCAACCUUUCUGUACUUGUGGUAUGCUGAAAUGGAGCUUGGCAACCUUACUUCUGUAAGCACCUCUAGUCCUUGUUUGGAACGUGCAGUGCACAUUCUGACCUGCUUGGGCACUGGUGCAAAGUACUCUCCAUUCAAAUGUGAGGUUCCAAGUACACAGUUGCUGAGAGCACACCAAGGAUUUAAAGAUAAAAUAAGAGCCUUGAGGUCCUCCUGGGCCCGUGGAGAUGUUAGAGAUCACUCUGUUGCUCUUGUAUCCUCAGCAGCCCUAUUUGAAGAGCUGACUGCAGGGUGGUCAUCUGCCAGAGGAGUAUUUGAGGAUGCAUUUUCUAUGGUCCUUCCAGAAAGGAGGAGCCAGAGUCAUCAGCUUGAGUCUCUAUUUGUAUAUUACAUUGCUAUGUUGCUGAGGAAUCUGAAGCAGGCAACACUCUCAAGGUCAUGGGAAACUAUUUUGCAGGGAUUGCAUUUGUACCCUUACAAUCCAACAAUUUUUGCAGCUUUCCUUAAGGUUGGAUCACUUUAUACUGUGCCUAACAAGAUUCGGCGUAUUCUGGAUGAUUAUUGUCAGAAGAGACCCUCUGUUGUCACCUGGCUUUCUACUUUUCUUAAUGAGCUGGGGAAGGAAGGUUCACAGCACAGAAUUCAUGGAUUGUUUGAGAAAGCAUUGGGAAGUGAUGCAUUGCAAAAAUCAGUGAUGCUUUGGCGCUGUUACCUCGCAUAUGAACUUCAUAUGUGUAAUCCUGCUGCAGCUAAACGUGUCUUCUUUCGAGCUAUUCAUGCAUGUCCAUGGUCUAAAAAGUUAUGGCUGGACGGGUUCCAGAGAUUAAGUGCCUUCUUGACUGCCAAGGAACUAGCUGACCUCCAGGAAGUAAUGCGUGAUAAAGAACUUAACCUGAGGACAGACAUUUAUGAGAUUCUAUUACAAGAUGAGAUUAGCUCGUGAAACUUGACGGCACUUUUUCUGACUCCUGAGCUCUGUACACUUGUAGAAUGAAAUGAUGUAUGCUCUGUAAAAUAUAACGAGUAGUCCAUAUAUAUUUUCUUGCAUGGAUAAUAUAUCCAAUGCAGGCGAGCUUGCCAAUUUUGCUGAGCCUCAUUUAAUUGCACUGUCUGGAUGGAGGGAAAAGGGAUAAAAAAAAGAAAGAAAGAGAAGGGAAAGAAGAAAGAAGGAAAAGGUUCGUCCCAAUCUCUCCGUUUUUUGAGGAAUUCAAAAAUACAUUAAGAAAUAGUUUCUUUUUUUUUUCCUUUCAUUUCUUUUUCUUUCAUUUUCUUUCCUUUGCAUCCAAACAUAGUUUUUAGUUUUUUUUAUUCUUUUCAUUCAUAUUAACUAGUCAUCCAAACACGGGAAAGGCUUUUCUUUCCAUUCCAUUCUUUCCCUCUCCCUCCAUCCAAUGAAAAAUUUCAGUAAAACCUUUAAGCUAAGGCGGACACUUGUCAAAAGGAGAAAGCAUCAACUACAAGCCAGUGCUAGGUCAUGGACAGGGACCUUGGCACGGAAAAAUUCUUUUGACAUUUGGCCUCUUGAAAGCUGCGGUCCAUCUGAGCCAGACCCACGACCCAUAUGAGAGGGACCGCUCAUCUGUUACGAGGUUUGCUACAAUUUUUGGUAAAUCAGUUACAGCUUGUUACAGCGAAAAGUCUAAAAGAAUUUUUCACUAAGCGCCCAGCUAGGCAUACAGAGAAUCCAAGGAAACCUGUUGUAUAAAUGCUCAGCAUCUUUUAUGUAUGUGUGUAUAAAUUAACACAUACAAAGGUCCUUUAAAGCAUCUCAAGAGGUUGAUGCAAUAGCUGAAACGAGAGUCGGUAGGUGGCAUCUUAUGACAUCAACCUCCUCUACGCUGCAAAAAAAUAAUUAGUGCAUAGCGGGGUGCUUAGCUCGAAUCACCAAAACAGCCUUGUAUUUUAAAGGAGACGAAGGUCUUCACCCAGGCAGUGAAAUUAGCUUUUCGCUCAUCUGGAGGGUUCCAUGAAGCAAACCCGUAAAAUUCCCCAAAUCUCACCAUUUGCUUUCUGAUUAAUCUCCUUCUCUCCCGUUUUGCUGUUUGCUCUGGGUUGUUGUUUUGGUGCUAAGCCGCAGGUUAAUGGCGGCGAGAAGAUCAUGGGUAGAGCAAAGUUCCAACAUCCCCUGCUAUCUGAACUCAACUCAACUCAACUCAACUCGACUCGAGGCAAGGAAACUCAACUCGAGGCAAGGAAAAAGAAAGGAAAACAGGCAUUAGCCGAUAUCGUGUUUAAGGUCAAACGAGGGACCUAAGACCGGGCGGAGAAGUCAGAAGGCUAGGUGGCGGUCCGCCGGGACGGGGUGGACUCGAGACUGGGGGCCGCGGCAGGCGCAGGCGCAGGCGGAGAGAAGGGCGCGGUGGACGGCCCUGAGGACGUUCUUCAGGACCUGGCCGCGCAUGGGGAUGUAGCGGGGGUGGCUAGUGGCCGUCAUGGCGCCAGUCGGCAAAACCUGCGGCUGCGUUCCGGGCACCACUUGCCUCCUCACACGCAGCAGCACGUCGGUGGACUUCCCUUUUUAAGCGUCGGUCGAGCUGGAGGAGCCCGGUGGAGGCCAGGGCUGCACACGCCCCGGACGCGAACUAGCGAAGUUGGUGAGAAGGGGGGCUGAGUCCGGCAGUCUGCUGGCUGACCGAUGAACGCGGUUCUACCCAUCACGCGGUAACAGGGCAGAAGACUCUCACAGACGCGGUCGCGCUCUCUCCCUGUCUCUCUCCCUCUGUCGCAGAGGGGCGUCGUUCACUUCACUUUCAUUCCUCUCUUCAGGUACUUCCAAUUUUAUAGUACUCCUACCUACAACACUAUUCAUUAUUUCCUUAUAA